CGCAUUAUUGCCGAAUCCAACCUUCGCGCAAUCUUUCCAGGAUAUUUCAAAUUUCUCAAGGUCUAAUCACUCGAAGGUCGACUAAUCAUCAUUCGACUGGCUCUGUUUUGGGUUUCAUCGAGCAUACAGCCACAACCAUGGCUCCGCAACAAGGCGAUCGUCGGUUCAAGAUCAUGGUUAUCAAUCCGAAUGUAUCUACAGAGAUGACAGACGCCUUGAAGCCUAUAUUGGAGAGCCUCAACUUUACUGAUGUCGAGUGGCACUUCUACACCUCUCCGAAGGAGGUUUACAACUACGACCCCGCCAACCCAGAAUCCCCCAUCGACAGUAUCAACGGCCCCGUGGACUCGGCCAAGACCGCAUUGGUCUGCCAAAAUACUAUCCAAUAUAUCCCGGACUUUGAUGCAUUCCUCGUUGCUUGCUAUUCUGCUCACCCUCUUGUAGGGAUUCUGCGCAAGGCAAUCGCAGAGUAUGAGUCGAAUCACAAUAACCAACGCCACCGUUACGUGACUGGAAUUUUCGAAUCCAGCGUCACAACGUCCCUCUCCUUGGUCAGCGCAUUCAAUCUUACUUCCGUUAAGUAUGCCCGUGCCCAGGUGGAAGACUCCUUUGGCAUUGUGACCACCGGCAGUGUAUGGAAGCAAGAACUCACCAACGCGGUCACGGAGAUGCUGGUUGGCGAGGGCAGAGAUGCCCCUGCUUGCUUUGCAGGAGUCGAGACAACCGGUCUUUCUGCCCUGGAGCUGCACCAUACUGAUCCCGAGGAGGUCAGACGUAGAAUUUCAGAAGCCACCACGAGGCUGCUGAAGAAUUCGUCUACCUUCGUCGCAGCAGUCUGCUUGGGCUGCGCCGGCAUGGUGGGCAUGGAACAAGCCGUAAGAGAAGGUUGCAUCGUAGCUUACGGAGAGAAUGAUGGCCUUCGAGUCCGAAUCAUUGACGGUGUCAUUGUGGGAGCUCGCCAGCUUGCCGAUCACUGUCGAUCUGGCUAUUAGGGGAUGAAGGAGCUCCGACGCUGUUGUUGGAAACAAUACGAAGACGUCACCAUCCAGCCAAGAACGGCAAAUUUGAUAUGAGGCAUGAAUUGGCAUGACAUUGAUUUCAAAAUGUAUAUACUUGGCGAAGCCAAACAACAAGGAUUGAACUGGUUUUUUUGUACGGAGUAGUUUGAAUCCAUUUGCCUGCGGG
Penicillium brasilianum is the source of this 1185-nucleotide messenger RNA. The record is from the annotation of a GenBank genome assembly. NCBI's taxonomy places the organism in Eukaryota, Fungi, Ascomycota, Eurotiomycetes, Eurotiales, Aspergillaceae.